AUGUCACAGGCCGAUAUCAAUGUGAUAAAGACUGUUGAAAGUAUGAUGGCAACAGUUAAUAAGAAAACGGUGAAAUUAAAUGAAAUAUGUGAAAGUAUUAAAACUCAAAUGCAAGACGUGAAAUACACAGAAAACGUAUUAAGUGGGACCGACGCAUUCAUCACGCCUUUUUUUGAAGUCAUUGAUGAGGCUUUUUUAAUGAAAAAGUCUGGGACGUGUGUUAAGGCCAUCGAUUUUAUACAGCAACUGAUCGAGAAGAAAUUUUUAAUAUCCAAGACAAUGACAUACCAUGGCGAGUCGUUGGACGUUGGAGAGAUUCUUGUGAAUAUAUUGUCAGCAACAUUCAAGUACAUAUCACUCCCAACUAAUUUGCCAAUGGCAAAGUGUUUAAAAACAGUAGUUGAAGUGUUUAAUGAACAAUUAAACCCAAAAUGUUUUAAAAAGAUAUUUGUGACAUUAUAUGACCUUGCGAUGGUUGUUCAUGCUACUGAUCCUAAUAUUGUAACAUACCAAAGUUAUUUAGAAAACGUUGUGAGUGUUGUUUUGACUAAUUUGGAUGCCCACUCUGAAAAUCCAAAAGAUCAAACUGCCAAAGCUGUUGUAUUGAGUAAAACUUUAUUUGACGAAAUCACAAAAUACUCGACAAGCCCAUGGACUGAAUGUAAUAGGGGUGUGGAAUGUCACACGACUUAUGUAAAUUCAAUAACAAAUGAAGCUAAAAUAUUAAUCAACGCGAAGAGUCGGAAGACUAUUUUGCCAUUUGAGAAGACGUUCUUUGAGAAACUCUCUCCGUUCUGUUCAAAUAAAGAAUUCUUCGAUCCACAACUUGUCGCGCAAGUCUCGCUGUCACUUAUUCUUAAUGCGAACGACACCAACACAGAAGUCAUCCAGUCGUGUUUGGACAUCUUAGGCAUUUUAGUUGACAAAUACAGACAAUUAAUGACGGACAAUUUAGGCGUCAUAAUGAGUCGAGUCGUCAUUCAUUUAUUAAACAAACAAAGUGUGCCAAUCCAACUCCAAGUCUUAAACUUUUUGAAAUCGUUUUUCACUCUUCCUAAUAUAGCCGAAGAGCUCUUUUUCAAUUACGACUGCAACGUCGAUGCUCCAAAUCUCUAUGAGACCAUCAUCAGGAUAUUAGUCUCCUUAUUUUCUAUUCCCGAGACAUGUGGACUGUCCGUUGAAAUCUUGUUGUGUGUCUAUUCUUCGUUCUAUGAAGUGACUAAAGAAUACUCCGAAGACGUUCUUAAGAACAACAAUAACGACGAGAAUGCAUUUCCCAUCAAGAAGUAUGACGUGAAGUGUUUGAAACAGACGAAGAACUUGAUUACAGAAGGGUUGACUGUCUUUGCGAAGAGUGCGAAACAAGGCGUCUUGUACUUUAUAGAGAAGAAGUUGUGUGAAAACACACCACAGAGUAUUAUGGCGUUCUUGAGGCAAUUUAAAGUCGACAGAAUAGCACUUGGAGACUAUUUGGGAGGGGCCGGAGAGACGAACCAGAAGUGUUUGGAGCUACUUUUAAACACUUUAGACUUCAAGGACAAGCCACUUGACUUAUCGAUGCGGGAGAUGUUUGAUCAGUUUGUGAUGGGUGGUGAAGGGCAAGUUGUUGAGCGAGUCAUCAAUGCCUUCUCGCGACGAUUUAGUGAGUGCAAUCCCGGCAUUUUCAAUGGGAUCACUGCGGAUGAGAUCUACCAAAUUACUAUGACGGUCAUUUGUUUAUCGACUGAGAAGCACAACCCGAGUGCGAAGAUCAAAGUGUUCGACACUUUUGAUAAAUUCAGUGAUGUGAUUGUCACCGACAAGGGCUUUAACAUCAAAUUAGAUAAAGAACAGUUGCGUGGGAUCUUUGAAAGAGUCGAGAAGACGCCCUUCUUAAUACAAAAAGACGACACGACGUCUAAAGCGAUGAAAAUAACACUAAAAAGAAC
Messenger RNA from Entamoeba invadens IP1, 1928 nucleotides. Its product is annotated as Sec7 domain containing protein. The record is from RefSeq and is a predicted model, not a curated record. NCBI's taxonomy places the organism in Eukaryota, Evosea, Mastigamoebida, Endamoebidae. Gene Ontology annotation, biological process: regulation of ARF protein signal transduction. The transcript is spliced from 2 exons. Gene Ontology annotation, molecular function: guanyl-nucleotide exchange factor activity. The annotation marks the transcript as partial.